AUGGAUAAACGUCAAGACAACAUUGAUGCGACGGCUGUAACGCCCGCAAAACCCAAGGAAGACGCCAAGCAAGCACGUCUGAGGGCGCGCGAGGAACAAGAGCGACAGAAGCUGUUGCUCCUUGAGACGACGGUCUCUGACCUGGAUUCGACCUCGUUUGGCUACAUAUCGCCCACCUUAACGAGCGUGCCUGCUCGCAACUGGGUUGACAUCAAGGACGUCGAUAAUGCAAAGGAUCAACUAGUAUGGAUACGCGGCCGCAUCAACGAUGUCCGCGGAAAGGGCGCGAUGGCCUUCAUUAUCUUACGCCAGCAGUAUGAGUCACUCCAGUGCAUCGUGGACUCACGCCAGGAGAUGGUAUCGAAGGACAUGGUGAAGUGGUCCGCUUCGCUUUCCAUGGAGUCCAUCGUGGAUGUGUUCGGCAAGGUGGUUGUUCCUGAUGUGCCAGUCGCCUCAACUACAGCGAAAUGCGAACUCCAAGUACACAAGAUCUUUUGCGUCAGCAAAGCUACUCCAACGAUGCCAUUCUUGAUCCGAGAUGCGAAUAACACCGACGAUGAGGAGGCGUGCAAGAAUCCAAGCAUCAUCAAGGUCAACCAGGACACCAGAUUGGACAACCGUCCGCUAGACCUCAGGGCUACGCUCAACCUUGCUAUUUUCAAAAUACAGUCGGAGAUCUGUCAGCAAUUCCGCAAUUUCCUAAUCAAGCGCCAAUUUAUCGAGAUUCACAGCCCCAAACUCCUCGGAGGCACCAGUGAAGGCGGUUGCAAUGUAUUUAAGCUGAAAUACUUCGAUAACGACGCUUGUCUCGCUCAGUCUCCACAACUCUACAAGCAGCUGGCAGUUGUGGGCGACUUCCGUCGAGUCUUUGAGAUAGGCCCGGUUUUCAGAGCAGAGAACAGCAACACUCAUCGCCACCUUUGCGAGUUUGUAGGCCUGGACAUGGAAAUGGAGUUUAAGGAUUCGUACAUGGAAGUGGUGGACAUGAUCGACGAGAUGCUAAAGAGCAUUUUCGAAGGCGUUACUAAGCAGUGUAGAGAUGAAAUGGAGAUAUUCGGGAAGCUACAGCCAUCAGUGGAGCCAUUGAAGUGGCUGGAACAAACGCCCCGUCUUCGCUUCACCGAGGCCGUCGAAAUGUUGCGUGGAACCGAGUUAGCAUCUGAGAUACCCGAGGACAUAUCCUCAUACGAUUUCUCCACCGAGCAGGAAAAGCGCCUCGGACGCCUGGUGCGGGAGAAGUAUAACACUGACUACUACAUCGUCUACGAGUACCCUCUCAACGCACGACCGUUCUACACUAUGCCGUUGGAGCGCGAUGGCAUGAUGUUUACCCACAGCUACGAUUUCUUCAUGCGUGGAGAAGAGAUCCUGUCUGGAGCCCAGCGCAUACACAACCCGGAACUGCUGCUGCGGCGGGCGAAGGAGUGCGGCAUCGACCCGAAUACCAUAUCAAGCUACAUAGAGGCAUUUAAAAUGGGUGUUUCACCACACGCCGGCUGCGGUAUUGGUUUGGAGCGCGUGGCGAUGCUGCUGCUUGGCACCGGGAACAUCCGCAGAACGUCGUUGUUCCCCAGGGAUCCCAGGCGCCUUACGCCGUGA
Molecule: messenger RNA, 1599 nt
Organism: Babesia ovata
Lineage: Eukaryota; Apicomplexa; Aconoidasida; Piroplasmida; Babesiidae
Product: aspartate-tRNA ligase
Exons: 8
Coding region: 1-1599 (532 amino acids)
Biological process (GO): aspartyl-tRNA aminoacylation
Cellular component (GO): aminoacyl-tRNA synthetase multienzyme complex; cytoplasm; cytosol
Molecular function (GO): ATP binding; RNA binding; aspartate-tRNA ligase activity
Source: RefSeq, a predicted model, not a curated record